UCCGACGACCCCUGGAUGCCAGGACUGCGCUUUUCCCCUUUUCUGCUGAAACAGCGUUCAGCGGGCGGAGCGGCAGGGCAGCGGGGCGGGACCUGGGCGCGGCCGGAAGAGGCGGAGCGCGCCUGGAUAAAGGCGCCGCGCAGCGCGGUGGUCCGCAGCUCCCGUCCCGUCGCAGCCAUGGCCCGCGCCGCCCUGCUUCUGGCCGCUGUCCUGGUCGCCGUCCUGUCGCUGACGCUGGCCGCGGAGCCCAGGAAGCGCCCGCGCCUGCUGGGCGGCCUGGAGGAGGCGGAUGUGAGCGAGGAGGGCGUGCAGCGCGCGCUGAACUUCGCUCUCAGCGAGUACAACAAGGCGAGCAACGACCGCUUCCACAGCCGCGCGCGCCAGGUGCUGCGCGCCCGCAAGCAGCUGGUGGCCGGCAUGAAUUACUUCCUGGAAGUGGAGAUUGGCAGAACCACGUGCACCAAGUCCCAGCCCAACUUGGCUGACUGUCCCUUCCAUGAAGAGCCGCACCUGAAGAGGAACUCGGUCUGCUCUUUCCAGAUCUACACCGUGCCCUGGGAAGGCAAAAUCUUCCUCACCAAGUCCAGCUGUCGCGAUGCGUAGGCUUUGUGCCAGGCCACGCCACACUUCCCACCUCUUACCUGUGUCCCCUUUGGUGUCCCCUUCCCGCAAUGGAACCCGGCCCUGGCUCAGUCUCCUUGGUGUCCCAGCUCCUAGGGACCAGGACAGCAGGCCCCUCCGGGUAGUGUGGACACCAUGAGCUGUCCCCUCUUCCUUCCUCGACCUAAACCACACCAGUGUGUGGGGCCUACAGCCACCCUUGCCUUGCUCAAUAAAAACCUGCACCAGCU
Messenger RNA from Chinchilla lanigera (long-tailed chinchilla), 851 nucleotides. It is a transcript of the gene Cst3, whose product is annotated as cystatin C. Gene Ontology annotation, molecular function: cysteine-type endopeptidase inhibitor activity. The record is from RefSeq and is a predicted model, not a curated record. The coding region runs from base 16 to 603 and encodes 195 amino acids. The transcript is spliced from 3 exons. Lineage: Eukaryota; Metazoa; Chordata; Mammalia; Rodentia; Chinchillidae.